Anoplopoma fimbria (sablefish) is the source of this 1734-nucleotide messenger RNA. It is a transcript of the gene serpinc1, whose product is annotated as serpin peptidase inhibitor, clade C (antithrombin), member 1. The transcript is spliced from 8 exons. Bases 113 to 1474 code for a protein of 453 amino acids. The record is from RefSeq and is a predicted model, not a curated record. NCBI's taxonomy places the organism in Eukaryota, Metazoa, Chordata, Actinopteri, Perciformes, Anoplopomatidae. Gene Ontology annotation, molecular function: serine-type endopeptidase inhibitor activity.
AAUGUCUCAAAGGUCGGUGUGAUGUUUGAGUGCUCUGCAGGACACUGACCUGAGUUCAGCUCAAACCUCACACAUCUGACCGUCGCAGCACUCGACUGUCUACCUGCUCAGAAUGAGGGCUGCUGAUUGGCUGUUGGUUCUGGCGUCCCUGCCCCUCGUCUCUCUCGCCUUCAAUCCGGACAUCUGCAGCGCCAAACCCAAAGACCUUCCCCUGGAGCCGCGCUGCAUCUACCGCAGCCCGGACCCCGACCCGGACCCUGAGGCCGGCGAGGGCCCGACCACGGAGCCGAUCCCCGAGUCCACCAACCCCCGCGUGUGGGAGCUGUCCAAGGCCAACAGUCGCUUCGCCCUGUCGCUGUUCAAACAUCUGGCCCUCGGCAAGGCCCCAGAGGCCAACAUCUUCAUGUCCCCCAUCAGCAUCUCCACUGCCUUUGCCAUGACCAAACUGGGAGCCUGCAACCAGACGCUGCAGCAGAUCAUGGAGGUGUUUCAGUUCCACACCAUCAAGGAGAAGACCUCGGAUCAGGUCCACUUCUUCUUCGCCAAACUCAACUGCCGUCUGUUCAGGAAGAAGGACAAGACCACGGAGCUGAUCUCCGCUAACCGGCUGUUCGGAGACAAGUCUCUGGUCUUCAACGAGACCUACCAGAACAUCAGUGAGACGGUGUAUGGGGCCAAACUGAUGCCCCUCAACUUCAAGGAGAACCCGGAGGUGGCCCGGGUCACCAUUAACAACUGGAUCUCCAACAAGACGGAGAACCUGAUCCAGGACACGCUGCCAGCGGGGGCCCUGGACUCCAACACGAUCCUGGUCCUCGUCAACACCAUCUACUUCAAGGGUCAGUGGAAGAACAAGUUCGACAAAGAAAACGUGUACGUCUCAGACUUCCACGUCAGCGAGAGUCGGACCUGCUCCGUCAACAUGAUGUACCAGGAGACCAAGUUCAGGUACAGGUACUUCCCCGACGACCAUGUGCAGCUGCUGGAGAUGCCGUACCGCGGAGACGACAUCACCAUGGUGAUCAUCCUGCCAACCAGAGACACCACGCUCACCAAGGUGGAGGAGGGUCUGGACCUGAACAGACUGACGUCCUGGUUGGAGGAGAUGAAGGAGACCACGGUGGCGGUCCACGUUCCUCGCUUCAGGGUGGAGGACAGCUUCAGUGUGAAGGAGAAGCUUCAGGACAUGGGCCUGAAGGACCUGUUCAGCGCCGAGAGGGCCAGUCUGCCAGGGAUGUUGGAGGACGGAAGUGAAGGUCUCCACAUCUCAGACGCCUUCCAUAAAGCCUUUCUGGAGGUGAACGAGGAGGGCAGCGAGGCGGCAGCAUCGACCACCGUCGUGGCCGUCGGACGCUCCAUCAACCUGAACCGGGAGGUGUUUCAGGCCGACCGUCCGUUCCUGCUGAUCAUCAGAGAGUCCACCAUCAACACCAUGCUGUUCACCGCCAGAGUGGCCGACCCCUGCGGCCAGUGAGACCUGAUCCCUCAGGAUCCAACAUGAAAACCACCUCCGGUUCUCUGGUGUUCAUAAACUACUAAGAGGUUAUUAAUCGUGUAAAUACAUAAUGUGGGGAGGAGACCUCCACUAUCGGGGGGAGGGGGGUUGUCACGGCGACAGAAACAUCAGGUUCUGAUCCCGUUCACACAAAAGAUGUCGGUUCAUUUCUAAGGAGGAUUACGAGCGUUUGUUGUGAAACUAGAAUCAGACAAAAAUAAAUAGUUCUACAGAGUAAA